GAACAUUCAUCUAUCUGCAGGAUACCGUGAUUUCAAUCAUCCUGUACAAAGCUGCUUCUCACUCCGAUUGAUCGACAUUCUCAUGCUGUAGCUCAAUAAGUAGCAAACAAGAAAGGCAAUCCUCUAUCCCAGCACGAAAAACAGACAACAAACACCAUGAAGCGAAAGUACUCAGACGAAUCAAUACUGACCCCAUUUCAACGCGACAUGAGGUCCCAACGCCAGCAAGCACUCGAAGGGAUCCGAGAUGCGUUCCAAAGAAUUUCACCAAGGGAAGCUGUCACAAAAGAGGACGCUAUCCGAGUAUCCGAUGCGGUGAGUUACUGCAACAGUUUGGUAAAGAACAGAGUGGACACGAGAUGGUCCAAGGAAGAAGACACGGGAGAGGUCGUUGCCAUGGGCACGGAAGACAACGGCGCAUGUGGCUUGUUAGAGGAUCCAGAUGGAGCGCGGCUCUUUGGUAAGCUAUGAAUUUGAAACAAAGUUUUUCAAGCGCGUAUGAUACAAUUAUCUUCUAUUAUCCGCAUCCCCCUCUCCCGUUUUGGUCUAACACUGUUUGAUUCGAUGCGAUUCGUCACUCCACAACAGAGUACGAACCAACGCUUCUUCCAGAAAGCAAAGUUGUUUUCGAAGGGGACAAAGCUGUCACAGCAGUUGCUGCUGGAGGAUUGCAUUCUGCUUGUCUUGCUCGUAAUGGUGAAGUCUACACGUGGGGCACAAAUGACGAGAUGGCUCUUGGUCGAGGAAAUCUCGACGACGCUGAUUUGCUUUCGAUCAAGCCAAUGGUAGGUAUCAAAGAUGCAAUCCAGAUCAGCGCUGGAGACAAUCACACAGUUGUUUUGGACUGCCAUGGAAAAGUUCACACUGCAGGCGUUUAUAAGGACUCUGAUUCUGGCUUGUUCAAAGAGCUUACCAGUCCGAAUGAUCUCAAAAUACACGUCCAAAAGCACAAGCAUCACGAAUUCCCGGUGCAGGUCUUGGGUCUGGGAAAGAUCGUGAUGGUUGACGCCGGUCAUUCUUGGAAUGCUGCGCUUGACGAAAAUGGCGACUUGUACACUUGGGGUAUGGGUCACAGCGGCGAACUAGCCAGAAGCAAAAGCAUGUAAGUGAUUAACAUCCUGAGCGUACCAUUGCUUUAUUUGGAUAAAGGAUACUAUUUUAACUUUGCCUUUCACCAUCUCACGCAUUUCGAAUGGAAUUCCAUCUCCACAGGGGAGCAACAACGACCGAAGCCUCAUACAUUGAUUCAGAUGGGAAGGAUAAAGGAAAGUACGAAAAGUAUGACGUGUCGAAGAAUUUUAUCGGGGAGGUUAGACAGAGACCAGAACUGGAUUCUGAUGGACAACCCAAACGGGAUGAAGACACUGGAAAAAUCAUCAUGGCGGACUAUUGGCAAUAUCAUCUUGACAAAAUUCGGGAUAAAUUUUUGACACCCGCACCUGUUGAAUGGAUUGGAGGGUUGAAGAAAAAAGUCGAGCACUUUUCUUGCGGAAUGAUCCACCUUUUGGUCGUUGCUCGGGAUCCUGGUUCACUUGAAACACGGGUCUUUGGUUCAGGAAACAGUGGCUUUGGCCAACUGGGUCAUGGAGAUACGAAGGAACUCCACCAAUUGACCCCGAUCAAAGCCCUAGACAACAAAAAAAUUUGCAAAGUAGCAGCUGGUUGCUACCAUAAUUUGGCGUUGUCCAGGGACGGCGUCAAUCUAUUUGCCUGGGGAAAGCUGGAUGAAGGCGCUACUGGUUUGUACAACCAAGAGAAAACCGAAAGCUAUACAAGUGGCGACUUCGAAGGUACACCUAAACAGGUUGCUUUUCCGGACACACUAGGAAAUUCUGUUAUCGUUGACAUCGCUGCUGGUACGUACCGUACGAUUCAAGUUUCUUACCUCGUGCUGUUGCGCUUUUGGGGGAGAUUAUGGGCCUAUCACGAUUGGAUUUUCUCAUGUAUUUUUCUUCUUGCCGUUGAUCACAACUCAAUAUUUGUGAAAAGGCGAUACUACAAGCUUCGCUAUCACAGAUGGCGGUGAUGUAUAUUCCUGGGGUUACAACGAAAAUUCCCAAACCGGUCACUAUAGUGUUGCACCCGGUAUUAUAUCUCAACCUCGACUGUUGGAUGUUAUUGGAUCUGUGAAUACAAGCAUCGAAAAGUCAAAAAAGACGCCCAUUGCCAAAAAAUGUCGUGUGACUCGUGUUUCUGGUGGAGGGCAGCAUUCCUUGAUGGUCAUCAAGCGCUAUCGGUAGGUUUUCGACAGCAAAUAGUUGUAUAUGGUAUCAAGUUUCGGUACGGACUUGCGGUGAUCUACUUGUACUACUCGCUUUAGAGGCCACAAAUGAUUAUGGAACUAAAACACCUGAUUGGUCGGAAGCUAACGAUUCGAGUACCCAACUCGAUCGCAUGUAACAGGAUUUGAAACGGACGAGUGCCGACCACUAUUCUACUCACAUUUUGUCAAACAGCUAUCCUUCAACGCCUAGUAAAAUGACACAGUCUAGUUUUUGGUCCUUUCAUAAUUAUAGUAGUACGCUUAGAAAAUUGCAGCAGGCUAAAUAAUCUUCGGGAACACGGGUUCCAUACUAGGAUAUCACCAAAUACAUGGUCUAUAAUUUU
Messenger RNA from Pseudo-nitzschia multistriata, 2607 nucleotides. Lineage: Eukaryota; Bacillariophyta; Bacillariophyceae; Bacillariales; Bacillariaceae. The record is from the annotation of a GenBank genome assembly.